This is a messenger RNA of Colletotrichum orchidophilum, 951 nucleotides long. RefSeq lists its product as uncharacterized. The record is from RefSeq and is a predicted model, not a curated record. The coding region runs from base 1 to 951 and encodes 316 amino acids. Gene Ontology annotation, molecular function: zinc ion binding; hydrolase activity, acting on ester bonds. Gene Ontology annotation, cellular component: nucleus. NCBI's taxonomy places the organism in Eukaryota, Fungi, Ascomycota, Sordariomycetes, Glomerellales, Glomerellaceae. The transcript has a single exon.
AUGCGUGUCGAAAAGUUCCCCCUCUCACCACCGAGCCUAGAGGAAUUGGCCGAGCGACUGAAGGGUCCCCUGGCCGCCAACUACGAGCAUGCAUCAGUGACUGUGGUUGCUUGCCCCAAUCUACGAGAAGCGCCCUUUCAUCUGGCGACCGAGGGCCUGUCGGGCGACGAAAAGAUUGCAGACGUCGGCGGCCAGCCAAACCUCUUUCCCCGCCCUCGGCUUGACAGCAUCUGGUCCUUGCCGGAGAUUGGCAGAAGCAUGGAGAUGAGCCCCGAAAAGGGCAGCUUGAUCGGCGCCGGCGCCGGUCCCUUCCACAUCAUCGGACAGAACAGCGAGCUGGCGCCGAACCUCAGCUGGCGAGGCGGUCUUGACAAGGUGGACAACAAGAGUCAAGUCAUCCAGGUCAAGCGCACCACCGGGGAGGUCAGCGUCGGAACGAGUCCUUCUGUAGACUGCGGCCUGAUGGUUAAUCUGUACGGUUCCCUGGGCGAGCCGGGGCCGGUACUCAAGAUCACAGCAAAGGGCCGCAAGGGGUCUGAGAAGAGCUUCACCGAGUGCAUCCGGAAAGGAUUGAAUACUGCGUAUGGCGACGAACGGACCAUUAGUCUCGGCGGAGCCUUCGUCGUCAAGGCAGGCAAGGCAACAUACCACAUCAUGCCCGAUUUCCCUGCUGAGCGCAAUCUACCUUUUAAAGACAGAAAGGAGGUGGAAGACUGGUUGACCUUUCACGAUUUCGAUUCGCCCAUCGUGGGACUGUCUGUAUUGCAUUCUGCGGACCCGGGCAACAAGAUGGGGUUGCGGAUCGAGCAUACGCACGCCUUUUCUCCUCUAGGGAAGGAUGCGGGAGGUCACUACCAUUAUGAAGCCGAGGGAGAGGAAGAGGCUAUCGAGUAUGAAGGAUACUUCAAUACGGCAAAAGCGAUAUACAGGGUAGACAAACCGGCGGUUUAA